Messenger RNA from Cryptococcus wingfieldii CBS 7118, 1647 nucleotides. RefSeq names its product solute carrier family 35, member E1. NCBI's taxonomy places the organism in Eukaryota, Fungi, Basidiomycota, Tremellomycetes, Tremellales, Cryptococcaceae. The transcript is spliced from 2 exons. Gene Ontology annotation, cellular component: endoplasmic reticulum; Golgi apparatus. Gene Ontology annotation, molecular function: antiporter activity; phosphoenolpyruvate transmembrane transporter activity. Bases 1 to 1647 code for a protein of 548 amino acids. The record is from RefSeq and is a predicted model, not a curated record. Gene Ontology annotation, biological process: phosphoenolpyruvate transmembrane import into Golgi lumen.
AUGGCUUUCCCACCCCCCUCCCGCCACCGCGCCCCCUUCGCGCACCAGUCCUCCUCCCUCGAUGUCCCCACCGCCCCCCUCCCGCCCCCCCACUACCGCUCAGCCAUCGCCCCCGCCCCCUCCUUCCCAGACCCAGCCCUCCUCCCCACGGGAGCCUGUCCGCUCGACUCGCCCCCCUCCCGCCGCUUCUCGCUCCCAUAUCUCACUUCAAACUCUAAAUCCCUCUUGGCCGCCCUCCCAGCUGUUGCCACGCCGAGUACAGCGACCAUCCGCUUCAUAUCGCUAUGCUUCCUCUGGUACGCUUGCUCGGCUAUAUCGAACAACACGGGCAAAGUCAUCCUCAACAGGUUCAAAUACCCCGUGACUUUGACGCUGGUGCAGUUCUUCUUUGUCGCUCUGUGCUGCGCGAUCUGUAGUCACAAGACGAUAGGAUGGGCGGGGCGACUGAGGCGGCCUACAAAGGCAAUCAUGAGAGGGACGCUUCCUCUCGCGGUGUUUCAGGUCGGGGGCCAUAUCUUCGGAAGUAUGGCGAUCAGCAGAGUUCCAGUCAGUACGGUGCACACCAUCAAGGCGCUAUCACCACUAUUCACAGUCAUGGCCUACUCUCUCUUAUUUGGAGUCUCCUACUCCCCCUCCACCUACCUCUCCCUUCUCCCCCUCACCCUCGGCGUCAUGCUCGCCUGUUCUUUCGACAUCUCCUUUUCCAACUUUCUCGGCCUCAUCUGCGCCCUCGGCUCUACCCUCGUCUUUGUUUCGCAAAACAUCUUUUUCAAAAAGAUCAUGCCUACUUCUAGCUCGGGCGCGAGCGAGAGCGGGGGUGCUUCGGCCAAGUUGGACAAGAUCAAUCUGCUCUAUUUCUCGAGUGGGAUGGCAUUCAUCUUGAUGUUUCCCUUGUGGGUCUACUCGGAUGCUCGGAGCUUGUUCAACCUCUGGAGCGCGCCAGCUGUACAGAAAAAUGAGACCUCCGUCCUCGUCUACUUUUUCUUCAACGGCACCGUGCACUUUGCCCAAAGUAUCAUUGCUUUCGCGCUCCUGUCGUCUACUUCACCCGUCACCUACUCUAUCGCCUCGCUUGUCAAGAGAAUCGCCGUCAUCUGCCUGGCCAUCAUCUGGUUCAAGCAGCCUGUCCACUCGGUGCAAGCCAUGGGCAUCAUCAUGACUGGCAUCGGCCUUUGGAUGUACAACAGCGCGAAGCGCGAUGUGGACCGGGGAGAGAAAAAGAUGAGGCAUGUCGAGGCUGUGCGAGGUGGGAUGCUCCCGACCACCAUCGGAGAUCAGCGAAUUCUUGAAGAGCAAGACUCAGAGUCAGAUUUCAAGGGCACGCACAACUCGCCCCGGCCGGUCUAUAACAACAGCUACAACAUUAAUCUGCCCUCCUCUACCACCACCGCCAUGAAGAGCUCGUUCUCUCAAUCCCCCUUCCCCGCAGCCCAUACCAAUGCGCCGUACCCCUCCCCGCCGGCGUCCACAACAUCAUCGCCGCCGAGUGAUCCGGCCAUGCUGCACCAUUCGCGCAACAGGCAGAGGCGUUUGUCUGCGGAAGGAGAAAAGUUUCGACUGCCACCGUCUGUGAAUGUGCGGUCGCCGGGCAUAGAGGAGGGAAAUGAGUUUGAGAGGGUGAAUAGGGGCAUCGCGGUGGGAACAUGA